Molecule: messenger RNA, 435 nt
Organism: Branchiostoma floridae (Florida lancelet)
Lineage: Eukaryota; Metazoa; Chordata; Leptocardii; Amphioxiformes; Branchiostomatidae
Product: iron-sulfur cluster assembly 1 homolog, mitochondrial-like
Exons: 2
Coding region: 1-435 (144 amino acids)
Biological process (GO): iron-sulfur cluster assembly
Cellular component (GO): mitochondrion; cytoplasm
Molecular function (GO): 2 iron, 2 sulfur cluster binding
Source: RefSeq, a predicted model, not a curated record
AUGUGGGGGUCUGCAGGGGUGGUGGCCCGCUGGAGUCCGUACCCGGUCAUGGCAGGCCCGCUCUCCGCCACGGUUCGCGCCGCAACCCGCCGACGACUCAUCCCCCAGCGUGUCGCUCUGGUGCUGACGCAAGCGGCAGUGAAGAAAGUCCGAACAAUCAUGGAUAGUCGACCCGACAUGAUCGGGCUUAAAGUCGGCGUCCGCACGAGAGGAUGCAACGGACUGUCGUAUACCAUCGAGUACGCCAAAGAGAAAAACAAGCAAGACGAGGUGGUGGUUCAGGAUGGCGUGACCGUAUUGAUCGACAAGAAGGCACAACUCACCCUUCUAGGAACAGAGAUGGACUAUCAGGAAUCGAAACUAGCUUCAGAAUUUGUCUUCCACAACCCAAACAUUAAAGGGACAUGUGGCUGUGGAGAGAGUUUCUCGCUAUGA